Messenger RNA from Didymodactylos carnosus, 279 nucleotides. NCBI's taxonomy places the organism in Eukaryota, Metazoa, Rotifera, Eurotatoria, Philodinida, Philodinidae. The record is from the annotation of a GenBank genome assembly.
AUGUCUGCUUCGUUGUCAUCAUCUCGUAUCAAAUUAUCGGAAAUGAAUUCUCGUAUGGAACAAGAUGCUGUUGAAGUUGCACGCGAAGCAUUAGGACGGGGUAAAAGCGAACGUGAUGUCGCUGAACAUAUCAAACGUCAUUUUGAUCAGAAAUAUAGUCCAAACAACUGGAGUUGUAUUGUUGGUCGGAAUUUUGGUUCAUAUAUCAGCCAUGCUCAAGACCAUUUUAUCAAUUUAGCUAUUGGACCUACAGAUAUUCUUCUAUUUCGAAAUAGUUAA